AUGUCCACACAAUCUGGUAUUGUCGCAGAACAGACUUUGCUGCACUCCCUGAACGAAAAUCUUUCCGCCAAUGGAACUGUCGUCGUCAUUGCCAAGAUUUCCCCUGAUUCCACCUCAGUACGUCAAACACAAGUGACACAUAAUUUGGAACAACUAGUCCAGUUCGCAUCGCAAGGCAAGGAACCACUGUAUAUCUUCUAUAAACCUGAAGGUGUUGCUAAAUACUUCUUCGUGUCAUUCAUCCCCGAUGGCUCUCCUGUAAGAUCAAGGAUGCUUUAUGCCUCGACUAAGAACACUCUAGCAAGGCAAGUCGGUUCAAACUCCUUAUGCACGGAACAACCAUUGAUCACAGAUGCGCAGGACUUGAUAGAUUUGAAAAACUUUGACAAUGACCGUCCUGCUACCCAAAACGAACCCCUGACACAAGACGAAAUAAUGCAAAUCGAAAUCAACAAACAACAGGCAUUCUUAAGGAAGAACAACUCCGUUAAGUUAGUCUCUCAGGACAGUGGUUCGCCUUUAUCGUUGACAUUUAGGGUCAAUUCUGAGAAACCCAUCAAUGAAAUAUUGAGUACGGACGGUAAAAAUUUGAUCAUCUUUCAAAUCAAUCCUUCGGAUGAAACCAUCCAAAUUGUGCAAUCUGAGACAUGUCCCUCAGUAAAUGAAUUGCAAAUUGACUUGUUCGGGCCAAGUUACACGAUCUUCAAGCAGGGAGACUCAAACUUCUUCAUCUACUCUUGCCCCUCCGGCAGCAAAGUCAAAGAUAGAAUGAUAUACGCCUCCAACAAAAAUGGAUUUAUUAACUACUUGAAAAAUGACCAGAAAAUUUCAUUCAGUAAAGUAGUAGAAAUCGGUGAUUUUGCAGAAUUAGAUAAGUCCACAUUAAUAGCAACUAAAGAAGAUAGCCUCGAUCAUGACCCUAACCCAGACCAGUCAAACAAUGGCGGUUUGAGAUUCAACAAACCAAGGGGCCCAAUGAGGAAAAGAAGAACAUAG
Molecule: messenger RNA, 996 nt
Organism: Saccharomyces mikatae IFO 1815
Lineage: Eukaryota; Fungi; Ascomycota; Saccharomycetes; Saccharomycetales; Saccharomycetaceae
Gene: TWF1
Product: twinfilin TWF1
Exons: 1
Coding region: 1-996 (331 amino acids)
Biological process (GO): barbed-end actin filament capping; actin filament depolymerization
Cellular component (GO): cytoplasm; actin filament
Molecular function (GO): actin filament binding; actin monomer binding
Source: RefSeq, a predicted model, not a curated record